UACAGGAGUAAAGUUAAUUCUUUUUGAAUUAACACUUCUUAAUGUAACAUUAUAUUUAUGUACACUCCUAAAAAAACUAAAGCCGAGGACGGCUUCUAUCCUAGAUCGCAAUAUGACAUCGGAUCCGCGUCGUUUAAUGAUUCUAACUCAUUCAAUUGUAUGACCCAGACCAGCAACGACGAGACCACUUACUAUACCCAAGUCGAUAAGCGCGUAAUUCUAAAUAAAAAUUUAGUGAAUUUUAACGUCGGAGGGAUUAAAUACACAACCACGAUGUCAACGCUAUCAAGUGAUCAGAAUUCGAAGCUAUAUAAAUAUGCAUACUUCACAAUUAACGGAAUAGAAACGCAUGAUAAGGAAUAUAAUUUUGAUGGUUUCUUUAAUUUCACGGACUCCAACUCCGGAGGCAUUGCAAACAUAUUUAUUGAUAGAGACGGGAAGAAUUUUCAGUACAUUUUAAACUUUCUCAGGGAUGGGGAAGUAAUUUGCCCAGAUGACCCUUUUGUAUACCAGUCUUUGCUCUCGGAAGCUAAAUUCUACACCCUUAGUAAAUUAGUUGAAGCCUUAUCUCGUAUUAUACACAAGCCUGAGGUCAUUUCUGACCCUAAACUUGAAAUUCCUGAACCUAUACCUGAAAUGGAGGAAGUUUCAUCUCAGAAAACUCAAUUUGAAUUUUGCGACAGUAUUCCCCUGACUCAAAACACCAAUUCUGAUGUAUUUUUACCACCUCAUAAUGUAUUUUUAAGAAUUGAAGAGAAUGAUAAUAUAGAAGAGUCUAUUCAAUUCGUUCAGACUACACCAGUGAGACUACUGGGUGAGCAGACGUUUUCUACCACCGCUGAUUUUUAAUGUACUAUAAGUUA
Theileria parva strain Muguga is the source of this 863-nucleotide messenger RNA. RefSeq names its product BTB/POZ domain protein. The transcript is spliced from 2 exons. The record is from RefSeq and is a predicted model, not a curated record. Gene Ontology annotation, biological process: protein homooligomerization. The coding region runs from base 58 to 849 and encodes 263 amino acids. Lineage: Eukaryota; Apicomplexa; Aconoidasida; Piroplasmida; Theileriidae.